AUGGAUAAAGAGCAUUUAGACUCUUCACGUUAUCGACAGGAUGAUGGUACCAUAAGUGACGAUUCGCAAUCAGAGGACGUGCAUGAGUUACAAAAUAGCGAUUCUUUAUUUGAAGUUAAUGACUUGUCUAGUCCCUUUUCUACGCUCACGGAUCCGAGUGAACUCGAAAAUCAAAAUUCAAAUGAUAACUAUGAAGACGAGGACGAAGAAUGUUUAGAACCUUUUGGGUAUGAGCUAUUAUCUCAAGACGAUGAUGUUUUGUCACAAACCGACGAGCUUCAGGAUGAAAAUCACCUCACUCCAGAAAAUUUGCAGAUUUAUACAUCUGAAGAGGAAAGGAUACCGGAUGACGAUCUGACUGCCAUUAAUUCAAUAAUGAAAAAUAUUCAAAUUCCCGAUUCGGCGAUACCAGAAUGGGCCAAAGUAAUUCCCGAAGAAGCUUGGUUACCUGUGAUUAUAAAUGGAAACGAAAUUAAAAAAUUUUCCGAUUCUUAA
Acaulospora morrowiae is the source of this 495-nucleotide messenger RNA. NCBI's taxonomy places the organism in Eukaryota, Fungi, Glomeromycota, Glomeromycetes, Diversisporales, Acaulosporaceae. The record is from the annotation of a GenBank genome assembly.